This is a messenger RNA of Nannospalax galili (Upper Galilee mountains blind mole rat), 1539 nucleotides long. RefSeq names its product DEP domain containing MTOR interacting protein (gene Deptor). Bases 130 to 1359 code for a protein of 409 amino acids. Lineage: Eukaryota; Metazoa; Chordata; Mammalia; Rodentia; Spalacidae. Gene Ontology annotation, biological process: negative regulation of TOR signaling; intracellular signal transduction. Gene Ontology annotation, molecular function: protein binding. The transcript has 9 exons. The record is from RefSeq and is a predicted model, not a curated record.
CAAUCCAUCCAUGGGACCGCCCGGAACAAAGAUGGCGGGGACCCCCUCCGUGAGGGCAGACUGAUUCCCAACGCCGGGCACCCGGGCGGGACAGUCAAGGCAGCGAGUGGCAGCCGCACGGUCCAGACCAUGGAGGAAGGCGGCAGCGCUGGCAGCGGCGGCAGCGACAGCAGCACCGGCGGGAGCGGCGGGGCGCAGCAGAGAGAGCUGGAGCGCAUGGCAGAGGUCCUAGUCACCGGGGAGCAGCUCCGGCUGAGGCUCCACGAAGAAAAGGUUAUUAAAGAUAGGCGGCACCAUCUCAAAACCUACCCAAACUGUUUUGUUGCAAAAGAACUGAUUGACUGGCUGAUUGAACACAAGGAGGCCUCUGACCGAGAAACAGCGAUUAAACUCAUGCAGAAAUUAACAGACCGGGGCAUCAUUCAUCACGUGUGUGAUGAACACAAGGAAUUCAAGGAUGUCAAACUCUUCUACCGAUUUAGAAAGGAUGAUGGUACCUUCCCACUGGACAACGAGGUGAAGGCCUUCAUGAGAGGACAGAGGCUGUAUGAGAAGCUGAUGAGUCCUGAAACUACACUCCUACAGCCUAGGGAAGAGGAAGGGGUGAAGUAUGAGCGUACCUUCAUGGCAUCAGAAUUCCUGGAUUGGUUGGUUCAGGAAGGUGAGGCCACAACGAGGAAAGAGGCAGAACAGCUUUGCCACCGGCUUAUGGAGCAUGGCAUCAUACAACAUGUGUCCAACAAGCACCCGUUUGUGGACAGCAAUCUCCUCUACCAGUUCAGAAUGAACUUCCGUCGGAGGCGAAGGCUGAUGGAGCUGUUGAAUGAAAAGUCGCCCUCCUCCCAGGAGACCCACGACAGUCCCUUCUGCCUGAGGAAGCAGAGCCAUGACAAUCGGAAAUCUACCAGCUUUAUGUCAGUCAGCCCCAGCAAAGAGAUCAAGAUUGUGUCUGCAGUGCGGAGGAGCAGCAUGAGUAGCUGUGGCAGCAGUGGCUACUUCAGCAGCAGUCCUACACUCAGCAGCAGCCCCCCUGUGCUGUGUAACCCUAAGUCUGUGCUGAAGAGACCCGUGACUUCUGAGGAACUCCUGACUCCUGGGGCUCCAUAUGCAAGGAAGACAUUCACGAUUGUUGGUGACGCAGUUGGCUGGGGCUUCGUUGUGCGAGGAAGCAAGCCAUGCCACAUCCAGGCUGUGGACCCCAGCGGCCCUGCAGCUGCAGCGGGGAUGAAGGUCUGUCAGUUUGUCGUCUCUGUCAAUGGACUCAACGUGCUAAAUGUAGACUACCGCACCGUGAGCAACCUCAUUCUGACUGGCCCAAGGACAAUUGUCAUGGAAGUCAUGGAGGAGUUAGAGUGUUGAGCAAGGGGACCUCCCAGCCCACUGGCAGCCUGAUCCAGAAUGACACAACACUGCUAUUGCAAGACUCUGUACAAAUUGAUAAUUUGGACAUGCAGAUGUUUUCUCUCCCGUCACAUCUUUGAGUUUCAUAUACUGUUUGAAUGUGGAAGAUCCGGGUAACACAUCUUAAAAAAAAAAAAA